GUAUUUGUACAUUAGCAUAUGAAGAGAAGGCAUAAUUAGAAUAAUUUAUCGAAGAAAGCAGUUCAUAAGCUGCAAUUCUGUAUGAUAUCAACUCUAGUCCUAUUCUGAAUCGUGCAAGUCCAAGUGGAAGAAUGCCCGAGAGUAAAGUGGACUCAGGAGGAGUAGGAUCUGCCUCCGGGAUGUUGCGACGUCUCAACAUCGGCAGUGGUGCCUCGAAUGGGGGAUCUCCCUCUAGAAAUGCUGCAGUUGGUCCUCCCAUCACCAUGCAGGAUCUUCAUGGCAAGGAGGUUAUCACACCAAAUGACGUGAAGAGACUCAAUUGUAUAGCUGACGAUUACCUUUGCAAGGUGAACAGCACAGAGUACAAAAUAGACUUCACCAAAUUCAAAAUCAGAGACCUAGAGAGUGGACACACUCUGUUCGAGGUAGCCAAGCCACAACAAGACGAGCACCAUGACCCGGAUGGAGAGAGGGGAGGGGAGGAGAGGGGCGAUGACUCAGUGAGUCCGCGAGGGGGAGACCAGGGCCACGCCAGCAGUGCAUCCUCAGAGAACAGUGGCAGAUUCGUCAGAUACAAGUUCAGCCCUCACUUCCUCAAACUGAAACAAGUGGGCGCCACGAUAGAGUUCUCGAUAGGGGAAGUGGCACUGAACAAGUUCAGGAUGGUUGAACGUCACUUCUUCAAAGACAGACUUUUGAAGGAGUUUGACUUCGACUUCGGAUUCUGCAUGCCCCUCUCACACAACUCAAUCGAGCACAUCUACGAUUUCCCGCCACUCGACCAGGCCACCAUUGACCAGAUGGUGAAAUCUCCAUGGGAAACUAAAUCGGAUAGUUUUUACUUUGUGGACGACAGGCUCAUAAUGCACAACAAAGCAGAGUACUCAUACAAUUACGGAGGAUGAAAAAAAUAGACAAAUAACAUAAAAGCUGUCCUUCAAACAGCGCUUGAGGUUUCACCCCUCUGUGAAUCAAAAGGAACUUAGAAAAUAUGACAUUCGAGCUUGAAUGUAUUUAGAAUUGACCUAAACUUGUUGCUUUGUAUUAUUCUCAUGUGCAUUCCUCCGUAAUUUGAUCCGAAAGAAGCUGAUAUUCACUAGCCGAAAGUUGCAAUUUUGUGAGCUAUUAAAUUGAGUUUUAUAUUAAAUAAGCAUCAUUAUUUACAUCGGAUCCUAAAUGAAUCGGCUCGUAAAUAAAUCUGCUGUUUGAACUGUCUACCUCCCUUUAAGAGUAAUGAAUGUAGUGAAGGUCUUGCUGACUUUUUUUUAGUAAAAAGUCUUAAACUAUUGAUGCAAUUAGGUAUAAUGCACUUUUUGAGUUCAAUUGAAACUCAUCUGCUGAAAGUGACGUAAAUAGCACUCUCCAAAUACGAAUGUGGAAAUGGCGCAAAAAAAAGUGAACGAUUUCUAGUUUCGAAAGUGGAAUUUAAUUUCUAGAUUUUCAAAUAUUGAUCCAGUUUUCUCAAGUUGGGUUAAUGUUAUCAGAAAAAGGCCAAUCGUAAAUUGUACUAGAAUUUCAAAGAGCUUAAAGGGCAUCUAUUUUUUUCAUUGAAAUUCGAAAGGUUUUUUCAAGAAAGUGAGUUUUUUUUGAUGUUUACUUGCGUUCAUUACUCUUUUCCAAUACUCGAUUGGCUAUGUUUUAAGAAUGCUGGUCCUAUUUUUGUUUGUCUUUGAAGUUGGAAGCCGUUUGUGGAAAGUGCAUUGAAUCCGAAACUAAAGUUUGUUAUAUUAAUAGUUAGUGAUAAUAAUUUGUUGUACAAAAUAUCAUUUUUCGAAACUGCGUGUUUUAUAUUGAUCGGAUGAAAGUUUUUUUCUUUGCUUGCUGAAAUCUGUCCUGAAAUUAAUUCGGCAGAUUUUUGAAAAUUGGAUAAUAUUUUGAUAAAAUUAGAACAUACAUUUUGAAGAAUUGAGUUUUGUCCGACU
Molecule: messenger RNA, 1922 nt
Organism: Symsagittifera roscoffensis
Lineage: Eukaryota; Metazoa; Xenacoelomorpha; Acoela; Convolutidae
Product: protein unc-119-like
Exons: 5
Coding region: 132-905 (257 amino acids)
Biological process (GO): lipoprotein transport; nervous system development; cilium assembly
Cellular component (GO): cilium
Molecular function (GO): lipid binding
Source: RefSeq, a predicted model, not a curated record